Messenger RNA from Ascoidea rubescens DSM 1968, 738 nucleotides. It is a transcript of the gene TIM17, whose product is annotated as protein transporter TIM17. Gene Ontology annotation, molecular function: transmembrane protein transporter activity. Bases 1 to 465 code for a protein of 154 amino acids. Gene Ontology annotation, biological process: protein import into mitochondrial matrix. The record is from RefSeq and is a predicted model, not a curated record. The transcript is spliced from 2 exons. Lineage: Eukaryota; Fungi; Ascomycota; Saccharomycetes; Ascoideales; Ascoideaceae. Gene Ontology annotation, cellular component: TIM23 mitochondrial import inner membrane translocase complex; mitochondrial inner membrane.
AUGUCUGCUGAUCACACUAGAGACCCCUGUCCUAUAGUUAUUCUUAACGAUUUUGGUGGUGCCUUUGCCAUGGGUGCUAUUGGUGGUUCAGUUUGGCAUGGUUUAAAAGGAUUCAGAAACUCUCCCAUAGGUGAGCGUCGCCUUGGUGCUGUUUCUGCCAUAAAAGCCAGAGCUCCGGUGCUUGGAGGAAACUUUGGUGUUUGGGGUGGAUUGUUCUCAACUUUUGAUUGUGCAGUAAAAGCGGUUAGAAAAAGAGAAGAUCCACUAAAUGCUAUAAUUGCUGGAUUUUUUACUGGUGGUGCCUUGGCCAUCAGAGGUGGUUGGAAACAUACAAGAAACUCGGCUAUAACUUGUGCUUGUAUCUUGGGUGUCUUUGAAGGUGUUGGUGUAAUGUUUCAACGUUAUAUGGCAUGGCAAGCUAAACCUGCAGCUCCCCUUAUGCCUGAUGCUCCAAUGACUGCUUAGAUCAGUCCUUUUAUUUUUGAUCUUCAUUUACCACCUAUCAAAAUUAUUAACUCAAUGAAUAAUAAUAACAACAAACAAAAAUAUUAUCAAUUACUCCAAGUAUAUCAAAAUUAAUAAAGUAUCAAAAAUCAUGAAUUCAAAAAAAGAAAAAGAAAAAAAAAUAGAGAGAAAAAGUGAAGAUUACUUUUAUUUUUUCAGUUUCCUUUGUAAAUAUUUUUCUCAAAUUUCAUUUAAAUUAUAAUCAUAAUUAUUUUUCAUUAAUGAUAAUCCAAU